Messenger RNA from Choloepus didactylus (southern two-toed sloth), 585 nucleotides. Its product is annotated as olfactory receptor 11H12-like. Gene Ontology annotation, molecular function: olfactory receptor activity. Gene Ontology annotation, biological process: G protein-coupled receptor signaling pathway. NCBI's taxonomy places the organism in Eukaryota, Metazoa, Chordata, Mammalia, Pilosa, Megalonychidae. The coding region runs from base 1 to 585 and encodes 194 amino acids. Gene Ontology annotation, cellular component: membrane. The record is from RefSeq and is a predicted model, not a curated record. The transcript is spliced from 2 exons.
AUGAGAUCCCACAAGGCCAGUGAUGCAAUCUGUCGCCCCCUGCAAUACGCCACCAUCAUGACUACUAAGUUCUGCAGCAGCCUCAUCAUCUUUUGCUGGGUGUAUGGUUUCCUCUGGUUUCUGUUCCCAGUGACACUUGUUACCCGGCUGCCAUUUUGUGGCCCUAAUGUGACUGAUGACUUUCUGUGUGACCUGGGUCCCCUGCUAGCCCUGGCUUCAGCCUGUGUCCCAAUCCCAGGUACUGUUCUCAUAUGUGGCACCAUGAGCUCCCUCCUCAUCUUUGCCACCGUUUUCUACAUCAUUGGUUCAUAUACUCUGGUUUUGAGGGCUGUGAUGCAAUUGCCAUCAGCUGCUGGCCAGAAGAAGGCCUUCUCCACCUGCUCCUCACACUUGGCUGUGGUGUUUCUAUUCUACGGCUCUGUCAUGUUGAAAUAUGUGAGUCCUGGAUCAGGACAAGCAGAGGGCAUGCAGAAGUUCACUACUUUGUUCAGCUCUGUUUUGACCCCUUUUUUCAACCCCAUGAUCUACAGCCUCUGGAAUAAAGAGAUGAAGGAUGCCUUGAGCAAAGUUCUAGGAAGUUCCUAA